GAUCCAUAGUUAUUAAUUCGUGGAUAUAGAGCGUGAAAUCAAGCGUUCAGGCAAAGCAAGAAGUAAGUAUAUAGAGGCACAACGUGUUGGCCGUGUGUCAGUCGGUAGUGAGGAGGCAAUGUGCGCGCCAGGGCUCCGCAGCCCCGCACCGCGCACGUGAGCUUACGAUAAAGGAAUUCCUGUGUGAUGUUAGUAAACAAAAAGUGUAGAAAUAAAAACUGUGCCGUGUUUCUCCUGUCAGUCUUGCGGUGAACUCCUAUCCGGCACCAUGUCUCUUCCCGGAGGUUACUUCUUCUCUCAAUAUGUGGAAAGCUUUUGGAGCACCUCCCCGCCACUGUUGGAUUGGUCCGGGGUGCCGACAGCGACGCUGGUGCUGGCGGUGACCGCGCUGGUUGUGGCCGUGACGGCGCUGGCCACGCGCGAGGGCCGGCCGCGGCUGCCGGGCCCGCCGGCGCUGCCGCUGAUCGGAACACGCUGGCUCUACUGGAGCCGUUACAAGAUGAAUAAACUACAUGAAGCUUACGAAGACAUGUUCAGGCGCUACGGGCCGGUGUUCGUGGAGACCACACCCGGGGGCGCCGCCCUCGUGUCCAUCGCCGAGCGGUCGGCGCUGGAGGCUGUGCUGCGGACCCCCGCACGCCGCCCCUACCGGCCCCCGACGGAGAUCGUCCAGGUCUACCGCAGGAGCCGGCCUGACAGAUAUGCUUCCACUGGACUGGUUAAUGAGCAAGGAGAAAAAUGGUACCACCUGCGGCGUCACCUGACCGCGGAGCUGACGAGCCCGCACACCAUGCAGGGGUUCAUUCCGGAACUAAACCACAUCUGCGACGACUUCCUCGAGCUACUGCAGGCGUGCAGGCACGCCGACGGCACGGUCAAUGGCUUCGACCAGCUCACCAACAGGAUGGGCUUGGAAUCCGUUUGCGGUUUAAUGCUGGGUACCCGGCUGGGUUUCCUGGAGCGCUGGAUGUCUGGCCGCGCGUCCGCACUGGCUUCCGCGGUGAAAGCUCACUUCCGCGCUCAGAGGGACUCGUACUAUGGGGCGCCGUUAUGGAAGUUCGCGCCUACCAGUCUCUACAGGACCUUCGUUAGGAGCGAGGAAACCAUACACACGAUAGUGUCAGAGCUGAUGGAGGAGGCGAAGCUGCGCACGCGCGCCUCCGCGCAGGACAACGGCAUGCAGGAGAUCUUCCUCAAGAUACUGUCCAACCCCGCACUUGACAUGCGCGACAAGAAGGCCGCCGUCAUAGAUUUCAUCACCGCUGGGAUUGAGACCUUGGCAAACAGUCUAGUCUUCCUGUUGUACCUGCUAAGCAGCCGUCCGGACUGGCAGCAAAAGAUCCGGUCGGAGCUGCCUUCAUGCGGAGACCUCCACAUGGAGCAGUUAUCGGCGGCGCCAUCCGUGAAAGCGGCCGUCAACGAGAGCUUCAGGCUGCUGCCAACCGCGCCUUUCCUGGCCAGGCUUCUUGACGCGCCUAUGACCAUAGAUGGGCAUACGUUACCUGCUGGGACAUUCGUGCUAGCGCACACUGGCGCGGCCUGCCGUCGAGAAGAGAAUUUCUGGCGAGCAGCCGAGUACCUCCCCGAGCGGUGGUUAACCGUACGCGAGCCGCACGCCGCUGCACUCGUGGCGCCGUUCGGCCGUGGCCGCCGAAUGUGCCCCGGGAAGAGAUUCGUCGAACUCGAGAUCAACCUGCUUCUAGCGAAGAUUCUUCAGCGAUGGCGAGUGGAGUUCGACGGAGAACUAGACGUGCAGUUUGAUUUCCUACUGGCCCCAAAGGCACCGGUGUCGCUGCGUCUUGUGGAGUGGUAGGCCAGCGUUUACCUGACAAUCUACCUACUUAAUGCUUUUCUGCAGUACAUCGACGAUCUUCUU
Molecule: messenger RNA, 1876 nt
Organism: Cydia fagiglandana
Lineage: Eukaryota; Metazoa; Arthropoda; Insecta; Lepidoptera; Tortricidae
Gene: shd
Product: ecdysone 20-monooxygenase
Exons: 9
Coding region: 269-1813 (514 amino acids)
Molecular function (GO): iron ion binding; heme binding; oxidoreductase activity, acting on paired donors, with incorporation or reduction of molecular oxygen
Source: RefSeq, a predicted model, not a curated record